Messenger RNA from Equus caballus (horse), 965 nucleotides. NCBI's taxonomy places the organism in Eukaryota, Metazoa, Chordata, Mammalia, Perissodactyla, Equidae. The record is from RefSeq and is a predicted model, not a curated record.
AGGAGGAACAGUUCCAGAUCCAAGUCAUGACACUCAUCACCCUAGGGUUUAGUUAUUUAUAUCAUGGGAAAAUGUCCUGAGCAACAAGGCAGAGCAUCAUGAAGAGGCUGUUGGGCACUGUGCUGGGGCUUUUGUGCACCCAGGUUUGCUGUGUGAGAGGGGCGCAGGUGGAGCAGAGCCCCCCAGCCCUGAGUCUCCAGGAGGGAGCCAGUUCAACGCUGCGGUGCAAUUUUUCCAUCUCUGUGAAGAAUGUGCAGUGGUUUCGCCAACAUCCUGGGGGCCGGCUCAUCGACCUGUUUUACAUUCCUUCAGGGGAAAAGCAGAGUGGAAGAUUAAACGCUAUGACAGUCAUGAAAGAACGACGCAGCUCAUUGUAUAUUUCCUCUUCCCAGACCACAAACUCAGCCAUUUAUUUCUGUGCUGUGAAGCCACAGUGUUUCACAGGCACCUGCAACCUGUACAAAAACCCUCAGCUGGGCUCAGCUUCUUCUCCAACCGUAAUCACAUCACAAGACCAACACACAGUAUUUGCACAGCUUAAUAUUCCUAACCCACAUUGGUCGGGUUUUAACCACAGACACUUUUUGGCCCUACAGCAAGAAAAAAGUGACCAGCAGCAGGUGAAACAGAGCCCUCAAUCUCUGAUCAUCCAGGAAGGAGAGAUUUCAAUUCUGAACUGCACUUAUGAGAACAGUGCAUUUGACUACUUCCCAUGGUACCGGCAAUACCCCGGUGAAGGCCCUGCAUUCCUGAUAGCCAUACAUUCAAUUGUGAGUACAAAGGAAGAUGGAAGAUGCACAGUUUCCUUCAAUAAAAGUACCAAACAGUUCUCAUUGACCAUCACGGCUUCCCAGCCUGGAGACUCCGCCACCUACUUCUGUGCAGCAAGUGCACAGUGCUCUGCAGGCACCUGCAGCCUGUACCCAAACCUGCAGCUGAGGCUCCAGCCAAACCCUGCCGUGUAG